Porites evermanni is the source of this 10107-nucleotide messenger RNA. The record is from the annotation of a GenBank genome assembly. NCBI's taxonomy places the organism in Eukaryota, Metazoa, Cnidaria, Anthozoa, Scleractinia, Poritidae.
AUGUCUACUAUUCCUGACAGGUCAGAGAAUAAAAACAGAUUUCACUGGAAAGCAGAGGAGGCGGAGUUGAGUGAAGGAGACGAAGACUCAGACAUCUUCGAUUCUAUCAACAUGGAUGUAACGAGUGACCGUGGCGAAAGGUAUGGGCUAAAAGAGGUUAAAAUACAGCAACCAAACGGUGCGAAGAACAACCAGAGAAACAGGGAAAUUUUAAAGAAGAAAAGGAGCAGAAUGAAGCGAGUUUUUUCAACUAAAAAUGCGAAGAAACGUCGACUCGUUGGAAAGCACGGUGGGCUGAAAGUGGUGGCUUCCCAAGUUCCACAAAAACACGGCAUGUAUCUUUCGGAUUUGUUUACGACAAUGAUUGACUCUAAAUGGCGGUGGAUUUGUCUAGUUUACACUUCAAUGUACUGUGGUAGCUGGAUGAUAUUUGGUUUGUUAUGGUGGCUUAUAGCCUAUUUACGGGGCGCCAACUUCUGCGUCGACAACGUUGACUCAUUUGCAAGCGCGUUUUUGUUCUCACUCGAAACUCAAACAACUAUUGGCUACGGGGGUCGGCAAAUUACUCCUGAAUGCCCUGAAGCUAUUGUCCUUUUGAAUCUGCAAUCUCUAACUGGGUUUAUCAUAGGUGCAUUCAUACUGGGUCUAAUUUUUGCCAAACUUUCACGUCCGAAAAAUCGUGCGGAAACUAUUUUGUUCUCCCGAAACGCAGUUAUUGCAGUGCGUGACGGCAAAAUGUGCCUCAUGUUUCGCGUCGGCGACGUCCGAAAAAGCCAGAUUUUGGAAGCGCACGUUCGGGUACAUCUUUUUCGCCUAAGAAGAACUAGGGAAGGAGUUGAACUGCCAUUUUAUCAACAGAAUUUGCCUGUUGGAAUCGAUUGGUUAUGUGAAGAAAACCAAAUAGACAGUAUACUAUUCCUCAUUCUACCCCUGACUAUUGUUCACGUUAUCGAUGAGAACAGCCCCUUUUACGAAAUGCAGCCUAAAGAUUUGCGCAAUUGCGACUUUGAAAUCGUCGUAGUUCUUGAGGGCACUGUAGAAGCGACAAGCAUGGUGGUUCAAGCAAGGACCUCUUAUAUUGCUGAAGAAAUUAUUUGGGGCCAUGAAUUUACUAACAUAACGGAUCAGACCAAGUGGCGAUCUGGCAAGUACAGGGUCGACUUUUCGACGUUUGACGAUAUCGGCCCUGUUGCCACCCCUCGAGUGUCAGCUAAGGAUUACUAUGAAGGAAAAACGUUUACAUCAAAAUCAGAGUCAUCCUCAAUGCUCACCAUAGAAACCCAAGAAUAUGCUGACGAUGACUCUGACAGCCCUGUAAGUAUUGAGGAUAAAACACUAACAGAAAACAGCCACAAAGUAGUUCCAGGACUAGAAGACAAGGAAGGUGAUGUUAUUGCUAACCUUUAAGUUUACGGUAUCUUAAAAUCCUUAAUUGGCUCCCAAUCAAUAUCCCGAAAAGUAACCUUACAUUGUGAAAUUUCCGUUGUUGCACUUAUUUAAAGUUAUUCAAACUUGACGCGUUCAAGUUUGCGUCAAAUGCAAUAACUCGGAAAAAAAAAAUUCGAGCCCCAGAUGGGAUCUACCUUCAUGUUGAAGGUUUUGCAGAAUUCUAUCGCAAUUCCUAGUACAGUGGAAGGGCCAAGGGACUGGCAAAAUUUGUUCGCUAUAACGAGGUUUCGUUAUAUUGAGUUUGUUUUCAUAUAUUUUACUUUUUCCUGACUUCAUUAUUUAGUGUUUCGUUAUGUAAUAUAUCAAACAUGAGAUGCAGUGUUUCAUCACAAAAUCAUUUUUGAAGGAGAAAUUAAGGAUGCAAAUACUAAGCAGUGUUUCAUCCGAUUUCCAAACACUCAUUAAACAUUAAUUUCCUUUGUAUUUUCUUAAUGAAUUAUUAAUGAGUUUGAGAAGUGGAGGUCACACUUGAGACGAUCAAAGUAUCAUCUACGAUACUCUUCUUCUCUUUCUCUCUCUCAGAGUUAAGGGACUCGAGCUCUUUAAAAUCAUGAUGCAAUCGUUUUUCAUAUUUUCAGUAUAGAGGGAAUAGUAUUUUGUACAAAUUUAUUAUGAAAGCGUAACAAGUAUUUUUUGCUAAUUUGCAUAUAAUUAACCAAGAGGUGAAGUGGCGCGGGGCAUUGUGUUGUGAUACUAGAUUUUGUAGAAAACAACGAAAACAAAGUUUUGAACCUGUAACGCUGCGCGUCGGAACCAGAUUUAAAUUAAAUCUGCGUUUAUAUACCUCAUCAUUAUUUUUGUUUUUAGAAGGGUAAUUAUCACGAUCAAUGUGUGGUCCACACUCCUGACAAUUUUCGGUUGGUUUUAUUGAGUGACUAGUCUUGUUUUGAUUCAGUUCAGUAUCGUUUUUAUUCGCUGUCGAGGAAGAGCAGUGAAACAGGUAUCGCCAGGUCGGAAAUAACAACUAGAAGAAAUAAGAAGCUAUGCCACCUGAUAUUUCAAUUUUGUAAUCUUGCUUUAUAAAAAGAUUUAUGUCGUAUUUCGGAUAUGACCUUCAUAAACUAAUCUGUGAAAAGGUGGCUCGCGGCAUUCCAGAUGUUGAAGAGAUUGAAACGCAAAGUAAUAGUUUCAAUGCGUAUCGAUAACUACUUUCGCUGAUAGGUAACAUGAUACUAUGUUUCAAACUUAUUUUAUAUCGAUAAAAACUAAAACUAAAACAUUGCAGACUAAGGGGGUACGUCACGCGAGCAGGCUCUCCAUUUGGGGGAUAUGUAUGUCAUAAAAAGUCACUCGCGUUUUCGUGCAGCUCGAUUCCCUAAGUGCCACUCGAAAUGGAGAGCUUGCUCACAGGCUACGCUAUCUCGGAAACUUUUAGCACUCACCAAAAGAUCACACGCCCCCCGUGAAAUCCUGCUUGCAGGGUAAUGUAGGUUAUACAGCCUGCGUAGCUUCUCUCGCCCCACCCAUUUUUUUAAGGGAAAAGCCCUGGGGACGAGGUUGGCGGUUUAAUUGUCGAGUAGGCAAAUGAGGGCGAAAAACAACAAGAAACAGCGCUUUAUAACUCAUACUGAUGUUUGUCCUCUGCGUUUUCGAAACCUUUUUUUUUUCUCGCCAAACAUACCGCACCUUCUACGCCGGCUAUUUAACAAUUAUUCCGCGAGCCCGAAUGGGCUCUGAGUCAAUAGCUCAUGAGGCCGAAGGCCGAAUGGGCUAUUGACUCAGAGGCCAUGAGGGCGAGAGGAAUAAUUGUUUUAGUAAAGUCCAACUAGUUGGUCAAAAAUAUCGACACAAAACAACUUAAAGCAAGACUUUAAUCCUUAUUUUCCGCCAAAAAUCUGGCGCUUUUCGCCACUAGUGGGCUAUAACAUAUAGCAUAGUAGUAGCUCAACCAAUCAGAACGCAGCAUUGAUAAUAGACCACUAGUUGGAUUUUACUAAAGGUUGUUUGACGAUGAUUUGGUCGGUAAACGGUGUUUCCUUCAUUAGUCAGUUUUAGUUUGAACCUUGCAGUAAGUGAAAAUAGGCAAAGUCGUUGAAAGUGCCGUGAUUUAGGCCCAUUCGAUUUAAUUAUCCGGCCUGUUUUACGUCAGUAGUUCUUGUUGUUUGCUUUACUAACUUGGUGCAAUGAUCAUUGCUUGCCGACGUUUAAGCCUUGAGCAAUUUGCAGCUAAUCCCUGUAAGGCAAGUAAACUUGCCUUUCGCAUUGGGCAAAGUGUCAUCCUCGGAGACCCAGGGGCUGUCAGUCGGGUCGAGAGAAAAGGCGCGACGAAACUUUUCAAGCGCGGGCGGAAGAGCCCCUGCUUACCGACUCUCACCAGAUCAGUUCGAAACGUUCAAGCGAAUGCUGCCUCCUUGUUGGGGGGAAUAAUUGCUUUGUAUUAUUGUGUCCAAUCGUCGAACAGCAUCUCCUGAGUUCUUUUCGUUCGAUAGCAGACGACGACUAUUAGGGACUUAAAGAUCCGAGGACGCGAUGGUAGCGAAAACGUCGCUUAAAAAUAAGUUUGCCUUCUUUCAGUCUUUCGCGAUUUUUUUCUACCCACUUACUUCGUCAAAUGUAGGCGAACUCUCCAGGAGUUGAAUUCCUAAGAACCAUGUCCAAGUACAGAAAGAUAAAUAAAAUUUCGUUGUCUCUUUUUCACGUCCUCUGAUAAAACGUUAAUUUAGGCAUUUUCAGGAGUUAGUCGUACAAAAAUUGCUGAGAAAUGUGCUUGACGGUUUGAAAAUGAUCCGAUGAGAGUCGGCACCCAGGACCCUCAGGCACAUGCUUGAAAACCUUUGUCGCGCCUUUUCUCCGGACCCGACUGACUGCCCCUGGGUCCCCGGGGAUGGCAAAGUGUCUGAAAUGUUUCAAAACUUGGGGACCGAUUACAUGACGAAUUUCAGCGCGGUUUGCCGAGCUGAGCUUUCAGCCACCAGUUUGCUACCAGUUUCUCAAGAGCUUGGAAAAUGAAAUGUAGUGCUAUAUUUGUCACAGAAGAGAAUAUAAAGGACAAAGAAAUAUAUUUUUCUGUACUUAAGAAAGGUAAUUAUCGACAUUCAUUUGGAACAUUGAUUGUAGAUUAAUGUUGGAAAUCAUCAUUGGCUUUCAUUUUUGUCUUUUUGAUGAUUCUUGAAAGUCAAAACGAAAUAAUGAGGUCCUGGAGAAACUGAAAUAGUUUCCGCCUGCCAAUUUCAGUUUCUUGAAGAAGCGGAAAUCUUUCGCGAUCGUUCACUGCUCGUUCCUCGAUCUCCAGCUUCUUCUCCGUCCUCCACCACCCGCACGUGGUUUUAUUUUUUCUUUCUCCCAUAGGCUGAUUCCCAGUUUUGCACAGACUAGUUGUAGCCUAUGAGCAUAAAAUUAAAUUCAAAGAUUAUGACUUCUAUUGAGCGGCCAACCUGCAUUAAGCGGCCACUUACCAGUACCACUAGUAAGGGUGACUUUCACCUGUACGUGAAUCAACGUUGAAGGUGGUUGUGGGGGUGGGGGGUUGAGGAAAUAAUGUAGCAAGUAUCUCAACUAAUGUGAUGAAUAUUGUAGUCUUCCUACAACAUAUUCAUAACCAGAAGGUAUUUAAGAGGAAAUUUCGAUCAAGGAAUCGUUUUUGGGGAUAAUUUUUUUACAGCGCAAAAGUUAUUUGUACGACAUGUUUUUGAUCCGCGCAAAAAUAAAGUGGAUACGAAGAAGUAAAUGAAAAAAAAGAACGGACAUGCCUGUAUAGCAGAAGUAAUUUGUUAAUACUUUUGCUUGAGAGCCGUUUCAAGCUACUCUUUGCUAUGUAAUGCGAGUGCGCGAGUGAUAUAGUUUUGUACGGUGGAUUAUAAAAAUAAGACAAAUUACAUUGUUAAAAAAACAUAUAAUUUGAAGUGUAAAAUUAAAGAACUAUCUCUGGUGAAAUAAAUUGUAUUUUUGGAGAUGAGUGCAAACUUUAUUCAGUAAGGCUAUGUUCAGACUAUGUCGGGUUUUCUUACAUGUCGACACGAGAGGCUUUACGGUAUAGUUGAACACCUAUCCGUUAGGUGACUCUCCUCUUUAGAUCUCGGCGUUGGUCUGUUUAUACAGAAAUCGCGCCGGAAUCACUGUUCUUAUGUUGAACUUUUGCCUAAAUUAUACGUUUAUCUUCAGCAUAACGUGAGAUCCUGCCAUAUUGACAGCGAUUAUUACCACAAUAACGCGGAUGAAGCAGUAAGAACGGUUAAUUUACCUUAAUUGAGGACCGUAUUUACUCGAAUAAGCGCCGCGGUGGUUGUUCUAAAUAUUUUCGCACCUUAAAUGCGGCGCUUAUUCGAGGGCGGCUUGUUUUGAAAGUUGGACACGGGGAAGAAUUGUAUAAACUACGGUACCACUAUUUUCCGUAUGAAACUAACAGAAUUAGCUUGUUGAUUUUGAUUAUAUCGAGACCGUGAUGCUUACGUAAACUUUCUUGUCUCAAUUGCGGCGCUUAUUCGAGGACGGCGCAAAAUCAGAGAAGGCGCUUAUUCGAGUAAAUACGGUAACUCACAUGUAACCGCAUGUUACCGCAUGUUACCACGGUGAGUUAAACCAGGUAAAAUUUGCAGAUGAACUCAAAAAGCACGUAAAUGUGGAAAUCCAGGAGCCCUGGGAAAUCCUAGAAAACACUAUUCAUUUUUUAUGAAAACUGAAAACCGACGUUCAGAACUUGGGAAAUGCGACUCUGAUAGGGACACAACAGGGGGCGAACUGUUCAAGAGUAAGUCUCAAGAAUUAGUUUUGAAGUUCUGGGUUAAUUCUUAUCUACUGUAUUAAGAAAUUUUCUUCUUUGUAGUAGCCUGCGAAUACAGUCGUCUCUCCUCGCUCGUUGCCACCGGGGACAUUUCGCGGGAAACGUGUCUGGGAGUGAGGAGCGAGGAGGGAUGGCUGUAUUCGCAGAUUGUCUUAGUAGGCGAGAAAUCAGAACAUCAAUACCUACUAAAACGGCAUUCACGAGGUUAAGAAAAUAGUAAGAAAACAUCACAAAGACAUCUAUUUAUGAGUUAUGUACACUUUUUUUAUCGAACUCGUGAUAAAUUCUUAUUAAAUCCUUUUUAUUUGGCUUCUUUAAGUCUGUUGUGAGCCUGGUGGAACCUACCUCCCCCCCCCCCCCCACAAACCCACCCAGAUUGCGCCGAAGGCUGGUAGUGUGUCAUGUCCACUUUACUUUUUUUUAGAUUUAUAUUUUAUCGUUCCCAAAACCACCCUCCUCCCCCCCCCACCUCAAUAAUUGAUCUAGCACUCUCUUUCUCCUUUGUUACUAGCUGAGUUCACCCCCCCCCCCCCCCCCCCCCCCAUGAUGACCCUUAGGCGUGGCACUAAGGACCUUGCAGUUUCCCUUCAUUUGACUUUGCUUUAAGAGUUUGGACUUUCCUAGCCAAAACCUCAACCCUGUCUCCCGUCCAAUCAGAGAUUAUUCUCUCAGCGCUUCUUUUGUCUUCUUUUUCUUCUCCCUCCUUGCACUGUUCCUUGUAUAAAAAUUGUCUUGGCAAGCCCUGCUUAUCUUAAUUAAUAAAUGCACUAUCCCCAAACCACUUUAAUAACUUGCGUUUCUUAUCGUGGUUAAGAUGUCGUUACAGGGCCCAAUGGCAUGUCUAAUUUUGUCUCUAACUGCCUCCUCCACGGUGAUGUGGUCUUUAUAUGAGAUCCCAAGUGAGAUCCCAAGCAGUUUCGUAAAUGAUCUCAUCUCAGAUCUCAGUGCCCUAAAUUUUCUUCUGGAAUAAAUGUCCGCCGUCAUUUUUGCAGUCGUACAAGAGCCUGGUGAUUGGUUGUUUCAGCCAGGCCGGAGAGUUGGGCUCCUGUUUCAGCAAUACGCGUAUUUAAUACGCGUAUAGCCGUCCCAUUUUCCCGUUCCGUCGUUUUCGAGGAAAAAGAGAAAAACAAAAAUUCCAAAGGGCAAUGCGACACAGUCAUGGCUGGAAAUGAAUCUACCUUGUCGAACUGACUGUCGAACUUGCAAUUUUUAUCGCGCGGUUGUUUGCAGCGGUGACCCUAGUCGACACCACGUGACUUGCCAACUUUUGUUGACAGAGAUUGGGUACAAGUUUGUUGAAAGCGUGACACUUCACUGAACAGCUGAAGUACUGUCCGUAUUUAUGUCCGUAUCUGCAUGUAAAAACACUUUAUGUCCAGAAAUUCGGAAAACACCGUAAAACUAUGGACAAUCAUAACUCUAACAAGGCAGGCGAGUCGUUUGAAAGGAUUGAACCAUUGUCCCCUUUGACGAAUUUAGUCAGUGUGCGCUCUUCAAAACGCCAUGGGAAUCGGUCGACAUUUUCACUUCAUUCGCCUUGUCCUGCUUCACCGACCAUAGGUCAUCACUCUUUCCUCGAUCGUUCGAAGAAAACUCGCUUAGUGAACAAAUAUGGAUCUCUUAAUGUUAUAGCCAAGAAUGUUCCCGGGAAAGCAAAACUUUACUUUGCUGAUUUGUUUACUACGAUGAUUGACUUUCAUUGGCCGGGAGUUAUGCUUGUUUUCUGCAUCUCGUAUGUGCUUUCGUGGGUAGUGUUUGGUUUGAUCUGGUGGUUGAUUGUUGCAGUGAGAGGGCCAUCAGUUUGUAUCCAAGGGGUAAUCAACAAAGAAUUGUAUUAUUUUGUUAUUGCUCUUCUUGCUGGGCUAACAAACUAUUCAAUUUCUUACAUUUCUUUAGUUUUUAUAUUUAAAACUGGAUUUAUUUGAACCAAGUUAAUUAUUUAAGAUUACUUAAUGUGUGCAAAUAAUGUGUGCUGGAUUUGCCAUAUCCCUAUGCAUUAAUUGUGCAUCCAUUUUCCUAACCACUCUCUAUUCUAGCUAUUGACCUACUGUUCACUGUUUGUUUAUAAGGAAUUCAUUAUUACUUUCUCUUGCAACUCCACUAUAAGCUAUACAACUAUAGUUGGUCCCUGCAAUUCUUCAGUCAUUUUCUUUUUUUCCAGACACCUGUCUUUAAUAAUAGUAAUAAUAAUAAUGACAAUGCUUCUGAGAGAAAUGCUAGAAACCAGAGAUGGAGAAAAGACUUGGAGCUAACUUAGAACAUCUGAAUUAAAGCUUAAAAUGGAACCCCUUAUCUAAUUGCACCAUAACCUUUGCAUAGAAUGUGUGGCAAAAAGAGAGAGAGUGUGUGUUCUUUUGUAAGAGAGUGUAAAAAUUUGGCCCAGAAGGAUUAAAAAAUAAUGGCACAUUAGAUAAAAAUGUGGCAACAAAUUUAUAAUUGUACGUGGAUAUUGCUAUUCCUAUGCUAGACCAUAGCCAAGAGCACGUGACAAGGAGUUGGUGCAAGUUGAAAAAUAUCAGGAUUUGACAAGGGAAAUUAGAAGAAUGUAUGGUGUGAAAAAUGUGGACAUGGUGCCUGUUGUUGUAAGGACAAUAGUUGUUCGACCCCGUAGUUUUCAUCUUUGGGAGAGUUUACCUUGGUAUCAAAAUACUGCGUGGAUAAGAAAUCAUAUAAUGCAUUUGGAAAUUGUUAAUUGUUCCCAAAACUUGAAGAGGGGUAAUAUAUAAAAAUGUUACCACGUAUUUUUACCUCCUUGACCUGGAUUGUUCACCUUCUAGCCAAAAUUCAAUUUUUUUCUCCUUCAGAAUCACAUUUUAGGGGCUUGCAAAUUUUUUAGGUAUAGCUUCCAUCUUUGUUUUUGUUUUAAGUUGAGGGAGAUUUUGAAGAGUGGAAAGUCCAAUUCAACUUGGAAGUUACACACUGAACGUCAGUGUUUUCAGGUGCUUGUGCACGUUGAGUUAAUGCCCACCUUGUAACUGCCUGCUUCAUGGUCUACAAGCUGGAUGGUAGGCAUGCUCUUAACGGAAGCCAGCCCUUAGUUUGAUUUAACUUCAUUUGGUUGGGUAUUCAUUUUAUUUUAUUAAAACUUUAAUGGCUGUUUAAAAUUGACUGACCAAGGAGAAGUAAAGGAAGUCUAACAUUUUGCAAUUUAUUGCUUAAAAUCAUUACCAGUAUUUGUUUUCAUAUAGGUUGAUGACUGGACAACUGCCUUUCUGUUUUCCAUUGAAACUGAGCAAACCAUUGGGUAUGGAAGUCGAGCAAUAACACCUAAAUGUCCAGAGGCAACUAUUCUACUGCAAAUGCAAUCUUUGGUUGGCCUAAUUUUGGAUGCAUUCAUGCUUGGUUUAACAUUUGCAAAGCUUUGCCAACCUCGUGAGCGCACAAAGACAGUGAUGUUUUCAGAGAAUGCAGUCAUCGCUUUAAGAGAUAGAAAAUUGUGUUUAAUGUUCAGGGUUGGAGACAUUCGGAAAAGCCAAAUUGUUGAUGCUUCAAUAAGAAUGCAGUUGUUCAGGAGUUGGAAGACAGUGGAAGGAAGAAAAAUACCUUUUUAUCAAGAAGAUCUCAAAGUGUGCUAUGAUUGGAGGAAUCCAGAUAAUGACUUUAGAAAUGAGUUGUUUUUGCUGCUGCCAAUGGUUAUAAUUCAUGUUAUUGAUGAAAAAAGCCCCUUCUAUGAAAUGGGACCACAGGAACUCAGAGAAUCUGACUUUGAAGUUGUUAUAGUUUUAGAUGGAAUAGUUGAACAUACAGGAAUGAACACACAGCCCAAGACAUCAUACACUAGCGAUGAGAUCCUUUGGGGCUAUGACUUUGAGGAUGUUGUUGAUAGAAAUUGUCUUGAUAAUGGUAAAUAUUUUGUUGAUUUUUCAAGGUUUAAUGACAUUUGUAAAGUUGAGGCACCUUCUUGUUGUGCAAAAGAAUUUUAUGAGAUGGGAAAGUAG